Messenger RNA from Gastrolobium bilobum, 1731 nucleotides. RefSeq lists its product as uncharacterized. The record is from RefSeq and is a predicted model, not a curated record. Gene Ontology annotation, biological process: defense response. Bases 1 to 1731 code for a protein of 576 amino acids. NCBI's taxonomy places the organism in Eukaryota, Viridiplantae, Streptophyta, Magnoliopsida, Fabales, Fabaceae. The transcript has a single exon.
AUGUCUCAAAUAUUAGCACCAUUCCAACUGUUGGAACUGAAUGUCAUUUCCGCACAAGAUUUGGCUUCCGUGGGUCGCAACAUGAAAACCUACGCGGUGGCGUGGGUCCACCCUGACCGCAAGCUCUCCACGCGUGUCGACACCCAAGGCCACACCAACCCUACAUGGAACGACAAGUUCGUCUUCCGCGUCGACGAGGAGUUUUUAUAUUCUGAUACCUCCGCAAUCAUGAUUGAGAUCUAUGCAUUGCAUUGGUUCAAAGACGUCCACGUCGGCACCGUUCGUGUCCUCGUCGGAAACCUCAUCCCUCCGCCGGCCAGGCCAUUUCACAACAACCGUGCUCCCGUCGGCAUGCGCUUCGUCGCACUCCAGGUCCGACGUCCCUCCGGCAGGCCUCAGGGGAUCCUCAACAUCGGCGUCGCCGUCCUCGACAGCUCCAUGAGAAGCAUGCCGUUGUACGCACUCAACUCCUCCGCCGUCGGGUACCGCCAUUUGAUGGGAGAGAAGGAUGCCUAUGAAGAGCACAACCACCUCAGCCCUCACGUGUUUUCCGCGGCAGCUCCGAAGCCGGAGCAGCUCCGGCGAACGAAGAGCGACAGCAGUUCGAUGAUCGGGUCGGAGGCGGUGGCGAGACAGCGCAUGGCGAUGGCGAGCAAGGAGAAAGCGAGUUCGGAAGUUAGCGGAAAAAGCGGGAAGAGCCAUAAGAAGAAGAGAAGGUCGAAGGCUUCGUCGGUGGUUAGCAGUGUCUCCGGAAAAAGCGGAAAGGGAACGAGUUCUGUUCUCAGCGAUGUGUUGCCUUGGAAGGUUAAAAAUGGAAAAGCAAGUUCCGCACCCAGUGCCUCUGAUGUUCCCGUUCAACCACCCAUUCAGAACGACGUCGUUGAUAUUGUUGAUAAUGAUAACCAUAAAGCACCUUCACCCAUUCACAGCGUCUCUGAAGCACCCUCAAGUGAAAUGAACACAAAUAACAACACCAAUGAGCGUCACGUGCCUGUCACCAAGAUUACCUAUGAAGUCAAAGCCUCUCCCAAACCACAGUUCCACAACUCUCCGGCACCGAACCAGUUUAAGAAUUCUCCGGCGCGGCAGUUCAAGAACUCUCCGAAGCCGCAGUUCAAGAACUCUCCGGCUCCGCAAUAUAUGGUCACUCCGGCACCGCCGCAGUUUAUGGUCACUCCAAAACCGCAGUUCCGGAACUCGCCGGCGGUUUCCAAGUUCAACCCGGCCGUGGGUUUUGGUGGUUCUCACAGGGGUACGCCGAUGCACCCGUUUGGGAAGGUGAAUGGUGGGUUUGAAUAUGCGACGCCGCGCAGGUCCAACUUGGGGAACAUGGGGCCAAUUGUUCUGACGGAGUCGGAGCUGGGGCCUUCGCCGUCGGAGGUGGCUGCGGCCAUGGCGAGGAGGCCGGUGGUCGACGAGGGCGAGAACUCUACCGUGGGAGGGUGGAGCUUGGACGAACAGAGUGUUGAAGGGUUGCAGUCCAAAUUGGAGAGGUGGCGGACGGAGCUGCCGCCGGUGAUCGAUCGCGGCGAGUUCUCGAGCCUCCCGACGACGUCGAGCACUAAGACGAGCCGCCACACGCGGAGGCACACGGACGGUGAUAAUGGGUUGUUUUCUUGCUUUAGUAAUAUCUGUGGUAUUGAGUGCACCAUCGUAUGCGGUGGUGACAGUAAAGGCAAGAAGAACAGGCGCCGCCGCACUCCCUCGGCGGACAAUGCAAGCUUUCUGUGA